This is a messenger RNA of Schistosoma intercalatum, 4408 nucleotides long. The record is from the annotation of a GenBank genome assembly. NCBI's taxonomy places the organism in Eukaryota, Metazoa, Platyhelminthes, Trematoda, Strigeidida, Schistosomatidae.
GAAGGAAAUGAGCUCCUGUUUUGAUUCUUGUGGUCACUUGAUUUUAUGUCUCUAAAUGUUUCAUGGUUCUAAACAUACCUUCGAAAUCAGUUGGUGUGAGAAAGCAUCUAGAAGUUUACGGUUUGCCACUGUCAUUAUGUAAUACGGAAACGCGUUUACUAAGGGUCCGUGUAAUUCGGGCGUUGGAUCUUAUGAAAAAGGAUAUAUUCGGAGCCAGCGACCCGUACUGCAAACUGUGUAUAUAUAAAACCCAGCGUUCAACUCUCCCCUUGUGUUCACCAGUACCAACAAAAACUGUUAAGAGAUCUCUGAACCCGAUUUGGAACGAAGAAUUUAUUUUCAGGGUUAAUCCAUCAGAAAACCGUUUGGUUUUUGAGCUUUAUGACGAAAAUAGAAUUACGAGGGAUGAUUUUUUGGGUGUCGUCACUGUAUUUCUGCCGUAUCUGGAGAUUGGCACGGAGGGAUCUAAUUGUCGGUUGAUGGCAAAGAGCUUUCUACUGCGCCCUAGAAGUUCUCGAUCCCGUGUUCGUGGUAAUCUCCACUUGUAUUUGGCUUACUUACCAAGCCAUUUAAAUCCCCAGAUUACAAGUCUUCGUCAACUUCCUCCCCUUGUUGAAUUGUCAUCUGAACAACAACGUAAUAGUGAAGGUCAAUUAUCCUCAACACCUGUAUCUUCUUCACAUCGUCCUAGUUUACCAGCACAAUCAUCUAGUCCUGGUAUUGCUGAAUUAUCUAACACUAUAAACGAUGAUACUGAUAACCGUGUACAACUUAGUAGAAAUACUUCAAUAGAAUCAGAUACUGUAAGUGUUACUGAGACUGUUGUUGGACCAAUGCUUUCUACGUCACUUGAUGAAAAUUCACUUCCACCAGGUUGGGAUGAACGAGUUGAUCAAAAUGGACGGACAUAUUAUAUGGAUCAUGUUAACAAGCGUACACAAUGGGAUAGACCUUCUUUUCAAUUACCACAUGGAUGGGAGCAACGAACUGAUGCAAAUGGUCGUGUUUAUUAUGUUGAUCAUCAAAAUCAUAGAACUACUUGGUAUCAUCCUUUAUCUGAGGGAUCUCGAUCACAAACAUCACCUCAACAUUCUACUGCUGCUAGUCCUGUUACAUUCAACGAUGCGAUCGAACCAUCAAGCGAGGAAGGAGAACUGGGGAUAGUUAAUGAUGAAGGUGAUGAGACAGAAAGUAAUUUUCACGUUGAAUUUGAUCCACCGAUUUGUCCAACUGAUGAAAAUCAAGAAAAUCAAUCACCUGAUGAACAAUCUGUAUUAAAUGAAAGAAUCACAAAUUCUAGGUCUCAAUUACCUACUGGCGUUGGCGUCAAUGGCAGUGGUGAUGGUAGAUCCUCACGUUCUAAUCCUCGUCAUACACGACGUAGUUUAACAAUAUCCGAGAGAUUACGUGCAAAAGGUAGUAGUGGUAUUACGUCGUCGGUGGCGGGGGUGGCAGCUCGUUCAAAUAAUAAUGUUCAAAACGGCAUCGAUGAUGUACGUGCUGCGCAGACAAUGUAUUUACGACGUAGGCAAGUUAGCUUUGAAGAUACUCUAUCUCAUCUUCCAGUCAGUUUGGAUACCCCUCUGCCACAUGCUUGGAAAUUGAGAAGAAUGGAAUUAUUGAAUUCAAAUUGUCAAUUAAUUCCACCAAGUUCAUCAAAUUCUGACACAAAUACCAUUCAAUUAACAGAUCCGUCUAGUUCAGCAAUAACAAUAACAAAUCCGACCUCACGAAUAGAAUCUUCACCUAAUGAACAAGGUGUAGAUCAUGUAGAUAAAAAUCGUCGAAUUGGUGAAAUUGUUUUAGGCUUAGAUAUUGCUCCAGGUGAAGAACCACUUCCAGAAGGUUGGGAAUUAGCUAGAACUGCAAGUGGUCGAAAAUUUUUCAUUAAUCAUAAUGAACAUACUACCACUUGGGAUGAUCCUAGGGUUAUCCGACCAAAUAAUCAAAUAACCAAUGGUUCUUUAUUAACACAUGAAGCACAACGACAUGUAAUGAAAGAUCUAGGCCCAUUACCGCCUGGUUGGGAAGAACGUGUACAUAGUAAUGGUCGUAUUUUCUACAUUAAUCAUAAUGCUCGAACUACUCAGUGGGAAGAUCCUCGUCUAGAACGUUUAGGCGGUCCAGCUGUUCCUUAUUCAAGAAAUUAUAAACAAAAAUAUGAUUAUUUCCGAUCAAGGUUACGAGCUCCACGUGAUCCACAAGCUAAAUUUGAAUUACGUGUUACACGAGCUGGUAUAUUCGAAGAUUCAUUCCGUCUAAUUUAUGGUAUAAAAAGACCAGAAGUGUUAAUGCAUCGAUUAUGGAUUGAAUUUAUUGGUGAAAAAGGUUUAGAUUAUGGUGGUGUACAACGUGAAUGGUUCUUUUUAUUAUCACGUGAAAUGUUCAAUCCUUAUUAUGGUCUAUUCGAAUAUUCAGCCGCUGAUAAUUAUACACUUCAAAUUAAUCCACUAUCUGGUAUGGCUAAUGAAGAACAUUUAAAAUAUUUUAAAUUUAUUGGACGUGUUGUUGGUAUGGCUGUAUAUCAUGGUAAAUUAGUUGAUGGAUUUUUUAUUAGACCAUUUUAUAAAAUGAUGCUUGGUAAAACAAUUUCAUUAAAAGAUAUGGAAGCUGUUGAUUCAGAAUAUUAUCGUAGUUUAAAAUAUAUAUUAAAAGAAGAUCCUAUAUCAUUAGAUUUAACAAUGUCUGUUGAAGAAGAACAUUUUGGUGAAACAGUUGAAGUUGAUUUAAUUAAAGAUGGUAGAAAUAUACGUGUUACUAAUAGUAAUAAAACACAAUAUAUAGAACGAAUAAUAAAUUGGCGAUUUGUUUCACGUGUUGAAAAACAAAUGUGUGCCUUUUUAGAAGGUUUUAGUGAUUUAAUUCCAUUAGAAGCAUUACAAAUAUUUGAUGCAAAUGAAUUAGAAUUAUUAAUGUGUGGAUUACAAGAUAUUAGUGUAACAGAUUGGAAAGCGAACACUUUAUAUAAGGGUGAAUAUCAUGCUAAUCAUCCAGUCAUUGUAAAUUUAUGGAAGGCUAUAUACACAUUUACAAAUGAAUUAAGAAGUCGUCUACUACAAUUCGUCACUGGGACAUCACGUGUACCUAUGAAUGGUUUUUCAGAAUUAUGGGGUUCAAGUGGACCACAGAAAUUCACUGUUGAGUGUUGGGGUUCUGUGGAUCAGUUGCCUCGUGCUCAUACCUGUUUUAAUCGUUUAGACUUACCCGCCUAUCCAACAUUUGAAGAGUUACGUUGUAAAUUAAUUAUUGCUAUUGAAAAUGCUGAAGGAUUUGAAGGUGUCGAUUGAAUGAUUAUUCUUAUCCUUCUACAUAUACUACUAUUAUUAUUUAAUAAAUUUCAUUUCUUUACUGGUAUUUCUUUUGGUUAUUGUAAAUUCUACAUAACAUAAUGCACAUAAUAAACCAUGCAGCAUUUCCACUUGGAUAAUGCUGUAAUUCACAAACUUUCGAAUACCUACGUUACAUAUAUUUAGACAUCUUUUUUCGGGGGGUGGGAACUACCACUUGGGCAUCGACAUAUGUAUAUAUAUAUGUUUGUGUUCAUGUCCUUCCCCCCCCCCUCCAAGUCAAAUAAAAUACUCCCUAUCACUAAUGGUAACGAAAUCAUGAAAAACAAACUUUAUUGUAUUCACUAUUCAACAAACAAAGUGAAUAAGACAAAAUAUUCAACUCUUCUGAAUAUCAUUGUUGUUUCUAUGAACACACAAAAAAAUUAUGUAAUAUAAGUAAUUUCAUAAUUUAUUUCAAUGGGGUUUAUUGUAUUUUAAAUCAUAUUCACUUUAAUGAUAUUUAGUUAAUAAUUAAUUAAUAGUUCUUUAUUGUAUGUGUGUGUAUGUACACUUACUUACAUCUGUUACCGGGGUUCUUCAUCGAACUCCUAUUCUGCAUAAACUGAUGUAAAAUUGUUCUUUAAUCUUUUCAUUUCUUUUCUUUCAUUAAACCGAUUGACCCUGUGUUGUUGUUGGUGUGGGGGGGUGGUUCAUGUUGUCAUUGUAUAUUUCAAUCGUACUCUUGUUAUAUAUAUAUAUAUAUUUUUUUUCUAGUUAUUAUAUCACUUCAACUUCCGCGAUACCCUUUAAUCAUUUAUUCCCCAUAUUGUUCUCUUCAUGAGGAUGAAGAGAUAUUAGAUUAUGUAAAAUAAUAAUCAAUGUAUAUUGUUGAGUUUAUUUGUUCGCUUGUUUUUUCUCACAGUGAAAAUCGAAUAAUCAAUAUCGCACUAUAGUUAUGUGUAGUUGUUUUCCAAUAUUUAUUUCGCUUCCCCUCCUGUUUACUGUCCCGUUUGGUCUCCGCCCCUCCGUGGACAGAACAUACCAAUGCUUUUUCUUAAAAUCUUCAUUAUUUACAUUGUUUUGACUGAAGCAGACAAGAUCAUCUCUUUCUUAUACAUAUAUAUAUAUAUAUAUAUAUA